This is a messenger RNA of Mya arenaria, 795 nucleotides long. RefSeq names its product multiple epidermal growth factor-like domains protein 10. The transcript is spliced from 3 exons. Lineage: Eukaryota; Metazoa; Mollusca; Bivalvia; Myida; Myidae. Bases 16 to 795 code for a protein of 259 amino acids. The record is from RefSeq and is a predicted model, not a curated record.
AAUGUUCUUCAUGCCAUGUCGGAUACUUUGGGUUAUCCUGUGACAAAUCAUGUCCAUAUGAAUGCGAGGAGAAUAAUUGCAAGCAAGAGGACGGAUCUUGUGUAUCAUGCAAACUUGGGUAUUACGGAGAACACUGCAAAAACACAUGUCAGGAGUCCUGCCGAUCAUGUGAUAAAUACGGUCUAUGUUCCGAAUGUAAACCUACAUUUUUUUCCCAACAAUACCGGACAAUGUGAAACUUGCAAUUCAAAAUGCGUCGCCAAUAACUGUGAUUCCUCUUCGGGAAGAUGCAUUCAAGGAUGCUAUGAUGGAUACUGGAACCGAACCUGUAACACAGAGUGUGAUGCCGCAUGCUUCUCUUGCAAACAAACCAAUGGAUCGUGUUCAAAAUGCAAGAACAAUACAAGAUAUGGACCUGACUGUAGACAGGAAUGCAGCAAUACAUGUAAAUCGUCAGUGUGCGACGUAAAUGGAAGUUGUAUAAAUGGAUGCAUUGUAAAUACAUUCGGCAAGCAAUGUGAACAAAGGUGUGGUGAAUAUUGUUUACGAAAAGACAACCAAACAAUUUGUUCUGAAAAGACGGGAAUGUGUUUAUACGGCUGCCGAACUGGAUACACGGGAAAAGAUUGUCCACAAGAUGAGAAGCCGAUAACAUUGUCAGCAGAACUUGGAUGGGGACUCGGUGGUGGCAUUCUGGGACUUUUAGUCAUAGCAAUGCUUGUAAUGGGGUUGUUUCGUAAAUGGCGAAGGUCAAACACGGAACACAAUAAUUUACUUCAUGAUGGCAAGUUAUAA